Felis catus (domestic cat) is the source of this 7407-nucleotide messenger RNA. RefSeq names its product fibrous sheath interacting protein 1 (gene FSIP1). NCBI's taxonomy places the organism in Eukaryota, Metazoa, Chordata, Mammalia, Carnivora, Felidae. Bases 145 to 2148 code for a protein of 667 amino acids. The transcript has 12 exons. The record is from RefSeq and is a predicted model, not a curated record.
UCCGAGUUCAAAGUGAAAACGAACGAUCCACUCCCCAGCCACACUGUCCUCGGAUAGACGGGGGAAACAGCAAGACUGCCCCAGCUCCCGGGACUCCUCUCAGCUUUCCUCGCCGCCCUUGGCUCCCCCACAUCUCAUUCCCUCAUGGUACAGCCCUUUUCUCUUAUCGCGAUACCGGAAGCUUCGUGCUUCUGGUUGCCAGGGGAACAGCGUCCCUGGAGGCAGGAGGGCUUUGGACGCACAGCUCCUUCCCCUUCCAGAAAAGCUGUGGUGACGGGAAAGAACCCUCCCCUUUGGGGAACAGGGGGUGACGCUGUCAGCCGGUGCGCUUCUGCGCCCGUCAAUGCUUUGCUGUCUGGUGACUGGCUCCCAGAGUUUCCGCCGCGAAGGAUAUCAAUGGAUAUUAUAAAGGGAAACUUAGAUGGGAUUUCAAAACCAGCCUCAAGUUCAAGAACGCGUCCUGGGAGUAGAGGUUCAAAUGCUUCUUUGGAGGUGCUCUCACCAGAACCAGCAUCCUUCAUGGUUGAUACUGCAAUCAAGUUGAACUCUGGUAUAAAGGGCCACUCUGAGAGGAGUAAUGCAGAGGAAAAUGGAAACAGUAAUGAUGAUAAAGGGGAAAAUGAUUCUGCAAAACCAAAAUUGGCUGAAGAAGGCUCAGAUGAAGAUCCGAACUUGGUUCAACACCAGAUAAUCCCUGGAUGUGCAGAUGAACCGGAAUUAAAAGAAUUAGAUUCUCAACUUCAAGAUGCUAUUCAGAAGAUGAAGAGGCUUGAUAAAAUAUUGGUGAAGAAACAAUACAGAGAAAAAGAAAUUAAGAAGCAAGGUCUAGACCUGAGAAUAAAGCUGUGGGAAGAACUCAAGUCUGCAAAAACUAGUGAAGCUUUGCAAAGUAAUGAGGAGAUGGAAAAUACAAAAAAGUUUCUAGCUUUGACCGCUGCAUCAGAAGAAACUGUCGAUCCUUCUUGCUAUGAGCAUGAAGACACCUUUUUUUCAGUGUUUCACACUCAAGUCCCUCCAGAAGAAUAUGAAAACCGUAAACAGAAUGUCAAUCAAGAUUUUACCUAUGAUGUGGAAGGAAAUGAGUCAUUGAUCAGAGCAGAAAAGAAACCUUUCUCAAAUACAGAAAAGAUUAAGCUCAGGGGUAAACACAGCCAGGAUUUUAUUAAACGAAACAUUGAGUUGGCUAAGGAUUCAGGAAUGCCAGUGCUUAUGAUUGACAGAGAGAAGAAAAGGCUGACUGAACUUUUGAAGGACUUAGAUGACAAAGAUUCGGGGCUGUCCAGUCCUGAGGGCGAUCAGUCUGGCUGGCUGGUCCCAGGAGAAGGAUACACAUUUGCAGUCACCCAGCACCAGCAGCUUGCCGAAAUCGACACAAAGCUCCAGGAACUUUCUGCAGCCUCACCAACAGCUUCCGACUUUUCUCCAAGACAUGGAAACCACAGCGAUCAGGAACCUGACCUUAAUGAUGAUGAUAAAAAUAUGGAAAUAACUCCAGGAGAAAAGGUACUUCGGAACGCCAAAGAGCAACGGGAUCAGCAAAACCGGCUGAGAGAGAUAGAUGACAAACUGAGAAAGAUGAAGGAAAAUGUGUUAGAUUCAACAUCACCUCUCUCUGAGGAACAGUUAAAGUGUCUUCUGGAUGAAUGCACACUCAGACAAAAAUCCAUGAUUAGACUUUCUUCAGAAAGGGAAAAGGAAGACGUAGAGGAUUCAACAGCCCAGUCCCCCCAUCUUUCCAGAUCUGUCCUCUCUGAGCUACUAAAUGGGUCAGAAACAAAAGUCACAAGCACAGAGGUAAAAGAUGCAAAUAUGUCUGAGAAUGCAGAAUGUGAAACAUGUACAGGUUACUAUCUCACCAAAGCCUUGACUGGGCAUUACAUGUCUCAAGCACUUGUCAUCGAAGCAGAGAAUUUGAGGUGCCUCCAAUUUCCCAAGGACAAGGUUAUUAGUGACACAAAGGACUAUUUUAUGUCAAAGACUAUUGGCAUUGGGAGACUGAAAAGGCCCUCUUUCUUGGAUGAUCCACUGUAUGACAUCAAUGUGAGCCUUUCAUCUGAAGACCAUCGUCUGGAAGUCAGCUCUCCAGAGAUACCAAAAAUGGAUGAAGAGGAGACUGAAGAUGUGACAGAAGACUGGAAAGAAUCUUGAGCGAUGACUUUCUGGGCGUGCUUGCUUUGAAGGAAGUUGGUAAAUUAAACUGUUUUCUGAAUUCUUACAUUCAUUGACUGCAUCUAUAGAGACCAUUCCUCAAAUACUGACUUUAAUAUUUGGAUUCUCUCUUCCUAGGUUUUGCUUCUUUGAUAGUUUUGAGACAUGGGGUGCAUUUGGUCAGUGAUUUUUUUUCUUCACUGAAAUGCCUGGUGAAAUUGUGUUUUAUUGCUAAUCUUGCAACAUCAGGGAUAUGUUAUAAAACCAACAUUUUAUGUAUGUGUGGUGCUUUGUUAAAACUAGAUGAAGUACUAUGAUGACUUUAUAUUUGAUUUUAUAUGUUACAACUUCAUUGUGAUUUAGACAGAUGGAAUCGUUAUGAAUUCUUAUUUGGGCCCUGAUUUUCCAGCUUUCUUCCCGUCUGGUGCCUGUUAAGUACAACUUGCCAUAGAAAGAAAUGAAUUUUCUCAACAAAGCAAUGUUAGCCUGGACUUUGCUUCCUUACUAGCAGUGGUAUUUUGCUCAAGCAAGAGUUUGAUUUACUUGAAUUACUUGAUUUUUAGUACCAUUUAUCAUCUUGCAGAAUUUGCCUUUUAGAAUGCAGCAAAUAAAUCAUCCAGAUUGGAAGGAGUUUAUAUGUCAGGAUUUUGAGCAGAGGUUCUGUGCUUCGCUUUAAUUGAACUGCCUUAAUCACAUUCUCUCUGAAGCAAAUUCUGUGGCUGCGGGUUGGACUCUGAUGAUUGCUAUAGUCCAGGAUUCAUGCUUACUGUCCUAGAUGGAAGUUAGGUUAAUCUCCCUGGAAUAACCUCUAGAAACUAGGGGCAAUCAUAAAGAGUCAGCAGUAACCAUGAGUGUUGAGGAGGAAGUGAACAUACAUCCACUGCAAUUACUAACUUUCUACUUUGUCCCAAUGAGAAUACUAUGGUAAACCCUCUAAAUUUAAGUAGUUUGGAGACCAGAGGGGACAGAUACUAAUUAAUUAGUAAAAUAUUAAAUAAUUUGUUCUUGCUCCUCUACAUUGGACUUACAGAUGUCAUAGAAAGAGACCACCACUUUCUAGGUGUUAACUUAAUACACAACUAUUAUGAAAGGACCAUAUGAAGAGGUCUCCUAUGACCUCUUCUAGGACCUUCUAAGGUCAUACUUAUGCAGCAGGGAUGGAUGAUAUUCUUAAUCAAAGCGCCAUAAGCACCACAUAGAGAGGGCAAAGGGAAGACACUCACACUUUUUUCUCCAGAGUGCAUUAAAAAAAAAAAAAAGUAGAAUGCAGCAAAUAAAGAUGAGCUACUUAAGAAAUGGUCUGGGGUACUCUUGAGAGAGAGAGAAGUUUUGUCUAGUUACAAGUCAGUAACUUGGAUUCAUGAGAAAAUUUUAUGUCAACACUUUAUACAAUGAAUUGGCACGAAGUCCAAUUUAUUUCUGAUGAAAAAAAUGAGUUAGCUAUUGUGCUACCUUUAAUGAAGGUUGGGGUAAUAGGUAUGUAGCAUGAUUCUUUUUUGCUCACACACAUUUUCAUCUGCUGAUAGUUGAGGAUGUUAAUGAUUGCUUAUAUCACAUUUCCUUGACUUUGGAAAAUAAACUCUAUAGCUAUUACAUUUAGAGGAAUGGAUAAGCGAUUUCUUUUUUGAGCCUCCUUUUUCAGUUUACAUUAAACUAACAAUGGUUCAUAUUGAUGUCAAUGUGUGACAGCGCGAUUUAUCUUGACGCUGAGUUUUGUUGGGGGAGGGUACCAGCAGAUGUUAAAGUCGUGCUGUUGGACGCUCCUAAAAAUGACACAUGCAUUGUAAAGUUUGGGUCAGGGGAGGGGUGUUAUGGGUGGGAAUUUGCAGUGGUGACAGAGAGGAGCCAUUUUUGCCCAUCAAACUUUAUGAAGACCUCAGGUUUCUAAAUCUCUGUGCUUCUGGUAUUUGAGUGUGUGCAGUGGGGCUGGUUGGGGGGGGGAGUUUUGUUGGGGGUGGUGAGAGCUUAUGGCUUUCUAAUGUGUUUCUGCAAACAGUACUUGAGGCAUACUGAGCUUUUCUGUUAUAGGAGUUUAAGAGAAGGGAAGGAAUACAGAAUGAUCUCAAGUAAUGGAUUUUUUUCAUGAAAAGAGGUGACACAGUUCAUUCCUUAGCAUGUCAGCUGAAGGUACUUCUAACAAGGAUUGGUAAGCUAAAUUUAGAAUACAAUUCAGAUGAGAUCAGGUGCAUUCAAGGGAUACAAUAUAAUUCAACGCAAAGGCUCCAGAAUUUUUUAAAAAAAUGUUACCCUGAUAGGGAAAGUGUUCUUAUUAAAAAUCAGUGUUAUUAUUUUAAGGUUCCCUCUAGACCUGAUUCUUUCCCCCAGAACAAGAUCGAGAAGAAAAACUCUGAAAGAGCAAGAGCUAGCUCCUAUUAGAAACAAAUUUAGGAUCUUAAAAUUGAAGUUUUUUGCUAUGACUUCUCAGGAAAACUACCCGCACCACCUUUAUUGCAAAUCCCCACAGGACCAAAAGUUUAUUGGCCUUUAAUCCAAUUGUCUCUAAAACACAUGAUCGUAAACUCUCUUAGCAGGAAAACUCUCUUAGCACCUUGAUGGCAUAAUCUUAGUUCUUAACAAGCCUUUUAUUUCCGUACAGUCUACCGAUUUGAAGGUCAGUCUCAAAGUAAACACGAAGGAUACCCAGGAAAAUAGCUCCCGUUCCUGGACACUUUUUGUGUCCUAUCAGGAUCUUUACAGUUCCUAUAGGUUUGCUCCUUAAAAAGUGAAUUGGGGCUGCCUGAGGGGCUCAGUUAAGCGUCAGAUUCUCGAUCUCAGCUCAGUCUUGAUCUCAGGGUCAUGAGUUCAAGCCCCGCAUUGGGCUCCACGUUGGACCUGGAGUCUACUUUAAAAAAAAAAAAAAAAAAAGUGAAUUAGAAUUCUCUCCGAAGACUUGCCAUGUUUGUGCUCCUCUGAGAAGGGAUGAUGUCCUGUUUCAAAGAAUUAUCUUUCAGAUCAGUUUUCCAAACUCUGUAGCCCUUUUUGAUAUCUUAGAGUUCUUUAUUCUUUACCUAGGCACCAUGAAAUGAUUUGGUAAUUUAUACUUCUGUAUGAUUAUGCUGCCUUAGAUGGGAGAAGUGUUUUUUUUUCUUUUAAUGUUUACUUAUUUUUGAGAGAGACAGAGACAGAAUGCAAGUGGGUUAGGGGCAGAGAGAGAGGGAGACACAGAAUCCAACGCAGGCUCCAGGCUCUGAGCUGUCAGCAGAGAGCUUGACCAGGGGCUUGAACUCACAGACCACGAGAUCAUGACCUGAGCUGAAGUCAGACGCUCAACUGACUGAGCCACCCAGGUGCCCCGGGGGAAGUGUUUUUAGAAUAAGAGGGAAAAUCAACAAGAAUCUAUCUCAGCCAGUCAUGUGUGGUGUUUCAUGGAACCCCAAAGCCAGACCUUUAACCUACUCACAAGAUUUCUGAUUGUACUUGUUGUUAUUAAAACUGGAAAUUAGUCAAUAUUUUGCUUUCAUUGUUAGCUCACCCAUACUCAAGUUCUGCUUAUUGUAAUGCUUUGGUCUUCUCUUUAAAAAUUUGAUACUUGAUGUGUAUUUUUUGGAUUUCUUCCAAAUCCUUUUAGUCCUGUUUUUGACCAAAGGUAAAUUCAUCUUCUGACAGGGGAUGUCUAUAAAGUUUGGCCCAAUUUGGUAAUGACGGUUCCUCCCUCAUUCGCACUUCUAACGCUUCUCGACGACAUGUAAUUGUGUGCUACCUAUCCAGUGCCGUCAGGCAUGAGCCAGAAAAUGUAGCCGUGAGCAUUGUGUGCGCCUCGCUUAUAUUUUUUUCCCUUUGUUUUCAUUGUUCUUUUUAGAAACAGAACUGUACUCUGAAAUGGACUCAACGUUUAAUUACCUUUCUAAAACAUAAAAUUGUAUCCUAUUGGGGUCCACCUUUUGAGUCCUUCCUUUGUUUUUCAUAGGGCAGGCUAAUGUUUUGUUCUGAUUCCACAAAUGCAGCAAAUGUGUUUUGCAAGCAAAUCAGUCACCUUCAAUUGGAUAGAAACUGUCAAUGUUACUAAUAUUUACUGUAAUGUCUUGUGUAUGUUGUAUUGGUUUAGGAAUGGAGUUUACCCACACCUCAUAACACAGCCAGUAGAGAAUAAAUAAACAUGGAUACAGUAAGUAUAAAUAUAAAUUUCCAUAUGAUUUAUUGUCGUUCCUUGUACGUAACAGUAAUAUACAAACUUACACUGCUUUUAGAAUGUAAAAUGGAUAAAAAUGUGUACAAAAAAAGCACAUUCCUAGAAAAAGGUAUUGGUAAAUAGUAAAAACUGGGGGGUAACAAGCGAAAAACAAAUCAAAAACAAAACAAGAACCCCAACAAUUCUUCAAUUCAGUGUGCAAACAUUUUAUAAAAAUAGAAAUACUAACUCUACAGGCAGUAUUUCCUGAUAAAUUAUUUAAAUAGCGUAUCUACACAAUCUGAGAUCUAUUCCAAAGGCAAUGAGAAAAUAAUUUAUAAAAAUAAAGCAAUGGUAUAUAAGAUAGAAAAAACAUAACUUUCAGAAAAUGUAUUUAACAUUUCAAUGCUAUUUCCUUAUUGGGAAUACUUCUCUGCAAAGAGUUUUUAUACUAUGUACAACAUUGACUUUUUUUUUUUUUUAAGGUACUACAGUAGCUUUAAGUUUGUAAGACACUUAAACUCUUUCUGCUUGAUCCAAAAAUUCUUUACUCAGUCACACAACAAAUGAGGUAAUAUUUGUAUAGAAGUUUCACCUUUUUUUUUUUUUUCUUCUUCUUUCCUCUUUUGGAAAAAUGACAAAGUGUAGAUGCUUUUCUUCUCCCUGGAAAUAGGCACAAGGGAUAGGGUACAACAGUAUUAAAGGACUCUUGGCUUUCUUUUUCAAAGUUACAAACACUAGCAAAUGGGCAACUGAUUCCACUUGAAAAGACAAAAAAAUCCCAAAUCAUUCACUCUGAGCACAAAGCAAAGAGCAGCCUGCGCUGAUUUUCCUUGUGCCGUUCUUGUGAGAGAUUUGCUGAUAAAUCUCCACUACCUGCUGUCAAACACUUUCCACGUGAAACCUAGAUUCCAGGUAGAACAGAGUUAAUAAAUAAUCUGUAUUUACAAUCUUACAGUCAUGAAGACUCCUAACGAAGAUGAUCCAGAUAGUCCUUACGCUUCUUCCUGUUCCAUGAAUAGUCUUUCAGACAGAUCCGCCAAAGUAAAAAAUAAAUAUUUUAUAUUGUAAAGCGUUUGUAAAAAAAAAAAAAAAAACCCAAAAAACAAACAAAAAAAAAAACCCAAAAAACAAAAACAAAAAACCAAAAA